Fragaria vesca subsp. vesca is the source of this 1087-nucleotide messenger RNA. Its product is annotated as mitogen-activated protein kinase kinase 6-like. Gene Ontology annotation, biological process: protein phosphorylation. Gene Ontology annotation, cellular component: cytoplasm. The record is from RefSeq and is a predicted model, not a curated record. Gene Ontology annotation, molecular function: protein serine/threonine kinase activity; ATP binding. The coding region runs from base 14 to 1087 and encodes 357 amino acids. The transcript has 8 exons. NCBI's taxonomy places the organism in Eukaryota, Viridiplantae, Streptophyta, Magnoliopsida, Rosales, Rosaceae.
AAACCCAAUUAGGAUGAAGACGAAGACGCCCUUGAAUCUGAAGAAGCAGCUCAAGCUCUCUGUUCCCGCUCAAGAAACCAACAUCACCUCAUUCUUGACUGCCAGUGGCACAUUUCAUGAUGGGGGCUUGCUUCUGAACCAGAAAGGGUUGCGGCUUAUCUCCGAAGAAAAGGAGGUCCGACCUUCUGAUAGUAAGGAGCUCAAUGUUGAAUUUUCCUUGGAAGAUCUCGAGACUAUCAAGGUUAUUGGGAAAGGAAGUGGUGGUGUAGUACAACUUGUACGCCAUAAAUGGGUUGGGAAACUAUUUGCCUUGAAGGUUAUUCAGAUGAACAUACAAGAGGAAAUUCGUAAACAGAUUGUGCAGGAACUAAAAAUAAACCAAGCAGCACAAUGUCCACAUGUGGUGGUUUGCCACCACUCCUUUUAUCAUAAUGGGGCAAUUUCUCUUGUAUUAGAAUACAUGGAUCGUGGAUCUCUUGCAGAUGUGAUCAGACAAGUUAAGACAAUUCUUGAACCAUAUCUUGCAGUUGUGUGUAAACAGGUUUUACAAGGUCUUGUCUACUUGCACAAUGAAAGGCAUGUAAUUCAUAGAGACAUAAAACCAUCCAAUCUGCUAGUAAACCACAAAGGGGAGGUCAAGAUUACUGAUUUUGGUGUGAGUGCUUCACUUGCUAGCUCCAUGGGUCAGAGGGACACAUUCGUUGGUACUUACAAUUACAUGUCGCCAGAGAGAAUUAAAGGGGGUACUUAUGACUACAGCAGUGACAUAUGGAGUUUAGGCAUGGUGAUACUUGAGUGUGCUAUUGGGCGGUUUCCUUACAUGCAAUCUGAAGAUGAACAAAGCUGGCCAAGCUUUUAUGAACUUUUAGAGGCAAUUGUUGGAAGCCCACCACCAACUGCACCACCAGAUCAGUUCUCCCCCGAGUUCUGUUCUUUUGUGUCUGCCUGCAUACAGAAGGAUCCUCAAUACAGAUCAUCAUCCUUGGACCUUUUGAGUCACCCAUUCAUCAAAAAAUUCGAAGACAAGGACAUUGAUCUUGAGAUUCUGGUGGGUAGCUUGGAAUCCCCUGUAAAUUUUCCCAGAUAG